Messenger RNA from Penicillium canariense, 2139 nucleotides. Its product is annotated as patatin-like phospholipase domain-containing protein. Gene Ontology annotation, biological process: lipid metabolic process. Bases 1 to 2139 code for a protein of 712 amino acids. Gene Ontology annotation, molecular function: triacylglycerol lipase activity. Lineage: Eukaryota; Fungi; Ascomycota; Eurotiomycetes; Eurotiales; Aspergillaceae. The record is from RefSeq and is a predicted model, not a curated record. The transcript has 2 exons.
AUGGCCGCCGCAGAGAAGGCAGCGCUACACGACCAAUAUGACCCGGCCGGUCUGCCGGACUACGAUCGAGAAUUUCUUCAACCGGGCGAGCUGCAAUGUUUCGAGAAUGCACUGAAUGCCCCCGAAGCAUCCCCCGUGGUGGCCAUCAAUGACUGGCGCCCGAUCAACCAGCGGGUGCGCAAGACCCGAGGCCGUCGCAAGAAUCCGCAGCGAAGCAGGGAUGAAACGAGGGAAGGCGUGUUGUAUACGGUGCUGAAGUGGCCGCUCUUGAUCACGGUGUUCGCAUGGAUUGCCGUGCUGAGCUGCGGCUACGUCCUGGUCCGCGUGUACAUCUUUCUGUAUGAGCAGUGGGUGACAUGGCGUGGCAAGAGGCAGCGGCUCAGACGGGCGCUCUGGACGCAGACGGAUUACCCCAGCUGGCUGAGUGCCGCUCAGGCGCUGGACGCCCAUCUUGGCAAUGAGAAGUGGAAGCAGGCUGAUGAAUACGCUUACUAUGAUCACCUCACGAUCAACAAGGUGGUGGAUCAGCUGAAGAGCGUGAGAUACGAAGUCGAGCGGGAAAUGAGUGGUGGGGCCUCGGUCAAUGAUGUGCCGGCGGUCGAAGAGCUUCGGGCUCUGCUGGAGGCCUGCGUGAAGAACAACUUUGCCGGGGUGGAGAAUCCUCGGAUGUACAGCGAGGCCUAUUCCGGGACAAAGGAUCUCGUCCAGGAAUACAUCGACGAGGUACAUACAUGUAUCCAGUUGGUCCUGGAUAGCCGACAGAUCGACAAGGAGGCCAAGUACGAGCACUUCAAGCACCUCGACACCAACUUCGGGCGCACGGCACUUUGUUUGUCGGGCGGAGCAACUUUUGCAUAUUACCAUUUCGGGGUCGUCAAGGCCUUGCUGGAUAAUGGGGUCCUGCCAGAAAUCAUCACUGGCACGUCAGGGGGAGCGCUAGUCGCAGGCCUCGUGGCGACCCGAACCGAUGAAGAGCUAAAGCAACUGUUAGUUCCGGCUCUAGCACACCGAAUUCGGGCAUGUCAUGAAGGCUUCACAACGUGGAUUCGCCGUUGGUGGAGAACCGGCGCUCGGUUCGACACGCUAGACUGGGCGCGGCAGUGUAGCUGGUUCUGCCGGGGAUCGACGACAUUUCGGGAAGCCUAUGAACGGACUGGUCGCAUCUUGAAUGUGUCUUGCGUACCCUCAGACCCUCACUCACCCACGAUCCUAGCAAACUAUCUGACUUGCCCGGAUUGCGUUAUUUGGAGUGCUGUAUUGGCUUCAGCUGCUGUGCCCGGCAUUCUGAAUCCGGUCGUUCUGCUGACCAAAAAGCGCGACGGCACACUAGCGCCGUACUCGUUUGGACACAAGUGGAAGGACGGCAGUCUGCGGACGGACAUUCCCAUUAAAGCGUUAAAUCUGCAUUUCAACGUCAAUUUUACAAUCGUGUCUCAGGUCAACCCCCACAUCAACUUAUUCUUCUUCAGUUCCCGAGGAACCGUGGGGCGGCCGGUCACGCACCGCAAGGGCCGUGGCUGGCGCGGCGGAUUCCUCGGUACUGCGAUCGAACAAUAUAUCAAACUCGACCUGAACAAAUGGCUCCGCGUCUUACGGCACUUGGAGCUUCUUCCCCGGCCAUUGGGUCAAGACUGGAGUGAGAUCUGGCUACAGAAAUUCAGUGGCACGGUCACGAUCUGGCCAAAGAGCGUCCCGUCUGAUUUCUACCACAUUCUCUCGGAUCCAACACCGGAGCGGCUGGCGCGCAUGAUCCACGUUGGUCAGCAAAGCACCUUUCCCAAAAUCCAGUUUAUCAAGAAUCGCCUCAAUAUAGAAAGAGCUAUCAUGAGGGGCCUCCAGCAAUGUUCCACGACGGGGGGUCGCUCUCUCUCCCCGAUCCUAUCUCGUCGGCUCCAAAAUUCACAGCUCGAGCCUUCAGACGCGCUUUCCCAGAGAUUGGACGCCAGUUUCCCCGAACGACACGACAAGGACGACUCGCGUUACGGGGAGUCCGAUAGCAUGUCCCAGUCCACCACGUCCUCCCGCCCUCAGACCCCGAAUUCCCGGCGGGGCAGCCUGAUGGAGGAAGUGCGACGCCAGUCUGCAGUUUUCUUUGACGAUGCGGACCUGUACGGUGACGAUUACUCCGUUGUUACCUGA